AUGGCCCAGCCAUACUCGCUCGAUCUACAAGUCCCGGGGAACAAGGGUUAUGAUGGCCGUACGGACCCUGAGGUCCAUGUCAACACCAAUUAUGGCAACAUGAUGAUGAUAGGUGUGUCAGACGCCGUGAUGUGUAGGGCUUUCUAUUCCACGCUUGCCGGUCGGGCGGCGAAGUGGUUUCGUACGUUACCGUCGGGUUCUAUUUCUGAUUUUGCUACCCUGGCGAUGAAGUUUAUGCGGAAGUUUGUUACUUCCAAGAUAGUAAGAAAGCCCUACAUGUAUUUGGAAAAGGCCAAGCAGCUGGAAGGGGAGAGCUUGUCCGAUUUCCUGGUCAAGUGGAAAGCCGCGGUCGGGGAGGUUGAGCCGAUGGAUGAUGCAACCGCCACCCAUAUGCUUCAUAUCUCGCUCCGGGCCGGUUACCUUUAUCAAGAUUUCAUCCUCCAUCCCCCGACCACUUAUGAAGAGGCCUUUCGAAGGGUGACGGAUUACGCUAACGCCGGAGAAGCGAAUGCCGUCAAAAGAUCACAGGAGGUCGGGACUUCAUCCCGCAAACCCAUCGGUCGGGCAGAGCAUCGAUCGGGUGAUGACCAUCCUCGACCCCGCACCCGACCUGGCGAGUUUACAGCCUUAAACCGAUCUGCAACUGAAGCUAUGCAGUACGCUCAGUCCUGCAAUCUCAUCCGACUCCCUCAUCCCGGACAAGACGGACCGGACAAAUCUAAGCAUUGUGCUUACCACCGGUGUGCAGGGCAUGACACAGAAGAGUGCACGCACUUACACCAGCUGUUGGAGGAUUUGCUUAGUAUCGGAAAGCUGGACAAGAUUCACCGGGGCUCUCAUUCGCCCUGA
Ipomoea nil (Japanese morning glory) is the source of this 849-nucleotide messenger RNA. RefSeq lists its product as uncharacterized. Bases 1 to 849 code for a protein of 282 amino acids. The record is from RefSeq and is a predicted model, not a curated record. The transcript is spliced from 2 exons. NCBI's taxonomy places the organism in Eukaryota, Viridiplantae, Streptophyta, Magnoliopsida, Solanales, Convolvulaceae.